This is a messenger RNA of Struthio camelus australis, 4075 nucleotides long. Lineage: Eukaryota; Metazoa; Chordata; Aves; Struthioniformes; Struthionidae. The record is from RefSeq and is a predicted model, not a curated record.
AUGGAUGAUGAGAAGAAGCAGAUGGUUGCAAAUGUUGAGAAACAGCUAGAAGAGGCAAGAGAACUGCUUGAGCAGAUGGAGCUUGAAGUCCGAGAGAUCCCACCUCAAAGCCGGGGAAUGUAUAGCAGUCGUAUGAGAAGCUACAAGCAAGAAAUGGGAAAACUUGAAGCUGAUUUUAAAAGGUCACGGAUCGCCUACAGUGAUGAGGUGCGGAAUGAGCUCCUAGGGGAUGACGGGAAUUCCUCAGAGAACCAGUUGAUAAAAUUACGUGAAGAGAGGGCACAUCUGCUCGAUAACACAGAGAGGCUGGAAAGGUCAUCUCGGAGACUAGAGGCUGGAUACCAAAUAGCAGUGGAAACCGAACAGAUUGGACAGGAGAUGCUGGAAAACCUCAGCCAUGACAGAGAGAAGAUCCAGCGUGCUCGGGAAAGGCUUAGAGAAACAGAUGCAAACCUAGGGAAGAGCUCCAGGAUCUUGACAGGAAUGUUGCGAAGGAUCAUCCAAAACCGGAUUUUGAUCGUUGUCCUGGCAGUCAUCAUCAUCUUCACUAUCCUGAUGGCUAUUUAUUUUUCUGUCAGGGGACACUGAUAUCUUUGUUCUUCACUAAACAGCAACAAACUGCUUGUUCUGAGUAAUUAAGACAAAGUGGUCACAUGCAUCAUUCUCUUGCACUGAUAGAGUCUCCUUCUCUUUUCCACUAUUCAACUCAGGUGCAAGUGGUGUAAAUUAUUUUGUAUUAUUGAUGGCAUAGUUGGCAUGUGGAGUUGAUUAUUUUUCUUACACUUUUGUCUUUAUCUCAGUGUUUUUGGAAUCUUAGUAUCUGCUUGGGGGUGGGCUUGUUCCAGUAUAAAAAGACGCAACUUAGCAGACAUGUGUGCCGAGCUCUCCCCCAGACGAUUAGCAUGUAAGUUGCAAGAGUUUAGAGGGGGAAGAGGGGUCUUUGCACUUUUCUUGUGCUAUGCAGGGUGUAUGAAUAUCAAGCAGUAUCUGACCUUCUGUGAUAGAGAAUGUAAGUAAAGCCGAGACCAAAUGAUGUAGAAAGUGAACCUGUCUCUUGUGACUAACUCCCGAUCAUGAAUCAUCGUAAUAGAUGUAACCUGGCUAAGAACGGUAGUUGGUUUUAAAGAGAGCAAUCUUAAGAUGAUGUUUCCUAUCUGAUGUGAGUCCAGCACACUAUUUAACACUUUUUAUUUCAUUACAUUUUCUUUUCUGCUUACUCAAAACAAUUCCACUUUCACCAAGAUCAUGAUAAUGAUACUUGCAUCACUUGCCCAAAAUGUAACUGUGACCACAGUCCAUCUGUUGAAUCUGUUUCAAAUCUUCCAGUGUUGAUCUUCCAGUGUACUGAGAUGUAAUGUAAACAGUAGGCCUUUAUUAAAGAGGUAUAAAGAUACUUACCUAUUCACUGCUGAUUGAAAAGAGAUCCGAAGUCAUAGUUCAGUGACAAAUACGUAUGAUUACAGUGGAAAAAUUUAGAUUUUGAAUAUUGGCCUGACUGUGUUGAGAUCACAUGUUGAAAAUAUUUUUAAUGAAUUAUAUUCAGAUGUGACAUUAACCUUUUUAAAGAGAGACUGUAAAGAUUUUAAUUUAUACACGAUUUUAGCUGAUAUGAUGUAUCUGUGUUUCAUCUCCUAGAAUACUUGUGUGUAAAUGAGAUGUGUUUCUCUCUUCCUAUUGGCUGUGCCUCUUCUGUAGACAUGUCUAGGUCACUUAGCUUAUAAUUAAGCUUAUAAUUCCAGCAAAGGCCAUUUUCUGGUGAUCUGGUACAGUAAUUUUCGUGAUAACUUUCCAAUUCAUUGUAUGUAAUCCCCUACAAAUAUAAGAAAUAGAGAGGGAUUUUAUGCCCUUCAACUGAAAUAUAAGCCAUAAAACCCUUUUACAGAUGAUGUUGAGAGAAACAAAAAGCAGGUGGCUUUCAAACUCCUUCAAAACUAGGUAGAAAUUGAGGACCUACUUCUCCUGCAUGCCUUAGAGCUUUGGGGGUUUCAGCAUCCCUGCAGCCUCUGCUGGCUUGCUGGGCUAUCUCUGCAUAAAUAUCUGGGAGUAAGCUUUGGCCCCAAGCAUGUCUCUUGUCUUCUCUACAUGGAAACAAAUAACUUAACUAAAAGGAUGUUGAUAUUGAUGCCACAGAAAAGCCUUCUAAACAUGGCGAUAAAUUUAGGAUGAAAGGAUCCAAAAGACAAAUGAAAUGAGUGGAGGUAAAUGUGGCCAGCUAUAGUUUUUGAGUUUCAGGCAACUCACAACUAAUUUAAAAGGGUUUCCUGGGAAAUAUGCUUGAGCAGGGGGGUUGGACUAGAUGAUCUCCAGAGGUCCCUUCCAACCUCAGCCAUUCUGUGAUUCUGUGAUUCUGUGCCAGGACCUUCUCAUUUCAAUGGCUGCAGGGCCAUGCAGCUGUAGAAGUUCCUGGGUAGUCCACACCCGUGUUUUGGGGAGGUGCUGCUCUGUCCAUCUAGCUGGGUCAUGUUCAGAGGGCAGCUGCUCACCCCGAACAACCCUGCAUGGCCAGAGGGAAUGGGACUGACCUUGCUACCUGCAAGUCUCUCCUUUGGCAGCCUCUCCUUCCAUUUUUGCAAGGUAUCUGGUAGGUAUCAUGUGGCUCUACACAGCAGAAAGCUUUGGGUGUUCAGCAUAUAGCGUGGAGGCUGGCUGACCUUUGGUUACAACAUGCAUUCAAAUGAAGCACUUAAGAGCUGUGUAAACAGAACUCUGGCCAUUAGCUUCAAGUAAUGGCACAGGGCUGAGUUCAGGCAAAUUAGGAAGAAGCCUGCCAGUGUUAGAAGGUAUUUAUCCUAAGCAAAUUAGAAGAUGCAUAUUUUGUAAAGCAGAAAACUGACAGGAAGCAAAUCUUAAGCUCCGGCUGUUGCCUAGACAUUCUCAGCGUUGCCUCAAUAAUUUAACUAUCAUGGGGAUUGAUUCAUGACUACUGAUCUUAACAGUGACCUCUGACUAGGUUUUGCCCUCUAUCUAGCCACCUGCUGGAAUCAGCAAAAAGCUGAAAGGAAGCUAGUUUUCCUUAUCCCAGUAUAAAUCUGGGGCAUAGUGUCACAUCAGAUACAUCCACUCAGAUGGGAAUGAGGGAGAGAGAGAGACUGCCAUGCAAAGCCUUCAUCUUCACUUUUGAUGAGCCUGCCAUUGCUAUAUUUCUCAUGCUCACCUGUUAAUAACUUCUCUAUGCCUGCUUUGCAUGCUCAUGUACUCCCCACAUGUAAAAUCAUGCUCAAAUGUAAGUUAUGGUCUUCAAAAUACAGUGUUGCUGCUCUCUGUCCCGUUUCCCCCCGGCUCGUGAAGUGUGUGGCGAGCUACAUCAAGCGCACACGUUUCGUGGGAAUUGGGUGACUUGGAUUCAGAGCGGAGUCUGAGCGAGGCAGCUCAACAGUGGGCUGGUGCUACCGUACAUGAGAAGCAAAAUACCCACAGGUAGGGCAACACCCCCCACGUUCAGCCGUCCCCUGAACGAGCUUAGUCACAUCGAUAGUGCAUCUGUGAAUGAAUGCAAGUACUUGCAAAUGCGGACCUCAAAGAGUGAAAUGUUUCUAAUGUUGCCAGCCUUUGUUGGAAAUAACAAAAAAAAAAAACACAUGCGUGGUGCUGUGUGCAAAAUUCAUUCUUGCUAAACAGCUCCACUUGCAGAAUAAAUAAACUAAUUCUAUGCUGAUACAAAAUCAAAAGCAAUUUAAUUAAAGACUCUUAAGUUUUAAAGGGUUUUAAAUGCUAUACAUUUUGGGGAAAUAUCAGAAAAUGUAGCUUGACUGACGUCAGUUCCCAUCUCUGGGAUGGGAGGCCAUUUGCUAUUCUGUUUAAGGCAGGCUGGAUUGUCUUAUUUUGGAGCCAGCUUGGUGGGGGGUUUUCUUUGCUGCUGCUUCAGAGCUCUGAGCUUCAAAGGCUGAAAUUAAUGGUGAACAAAAUUGUGCGGCUCUGACCAUCCCAUGCGGGGCAAACCCAUCGAGGGUUAUCAUUAAGUAAAGAAAUAAAGAAAAAAAAACCUGCCAGUUCCAAAAAAACCUCAUCAGAUAAUGACCUCUGUGAUUGGGUUUUCAUUACCAAACAGCAUCCAGAGAUUGUCUGCCCCAUAGAA